Molecule: messenger RNA, 174 nt
Organism: Paramecium sonneborni
Lineage: Eukaryota; Ciliophora; Oligohymenophorea; Peniculida; Parameciidae
Source: the annotation of a GenBank genome assembly
AUGGAUAGCAGAACUGAAUUUGCUGGAAGAAUUCAUUUUUUUGAAUACUUAAUCAUCAAAUAAUCUUCAUAGAUCAUUAAGAAAUGCUUUACAAUAUUCAAUAGGAAUAAUUACACAAUAAGAUCGAUUAAUAUAAUAUUUUCAAUAUACAAAAGAAAUCGCAUAUUUAAUUGA